Messenger RNA from Scomber scombrus (Atlantic mackerel), 668 nucleotides. RefSeq names its product C-C motif chemokine 3-like. Lineage: Eukaryota; Metazoa; Chordata; Actinopteri; Scombriformes; Scombridae. Gene Ontology annotation, biological process: cellular response to type II interferon; cellular response to interleukin-1; immune response. The transcript is spliced from 3 exons. Gene Ontology annotation, cellular component: extracellular region. Gene Ontology annotation, molecular function: chemokine activity; CCR chemokine receptor binding. The coding region runs from base 168 to 482 and encodes 104 amino acids. The record is from RefSeq and is a predicted model, not a curated record.
UAGGUAGUUUCAGGCUUUGGCCUUUUUUGCCAUUUUGUCAUCACCUGUUCUGCAACCCCUGCUUUUAACCACAGACAUCAUAGUAUAAGUGAGGGACUGCGAGAGACACAGACACAAAGAGAACCACUACUAGAAGACAGAAAAAUAUAUCAAGCAAAACAAUCAAGAUGAAGAGCUCCAUCGUUCUUAUGACCUGCAUCCUGCUUCUCUCAGCCCUCGCUGUUCAAGCUCAAAACGGCUUCGGCCCGGAUGAGUGCUGCUUUAAGCAUUACCCCAGAGUUCUUGGUAAGAAAUCGGUGGUGAGCUACAAACACACAGACAAACAGUGUCCGACUGCUGGUGUGCUCUUCACAAUGAGGAAUGGCGCUCAAUUCUGUGUUAACCCGUCUGCUGAGUGGGUGCAAAAGAUCAUCAAGGCCAAAGAUAAGGCCAUGGCUGCAAAAGUGUCCACCUCUGGAUCCCAAACCACAGUUACUAACUGAUCCAAUGAAUGUUUCAAUUAGAGGCAGUUAUGUAGUGGUAACAUUUGAUCCAUUCAUCUUAUAGCUUUCUCUAUUUUUAUAAAAAGUAUUUUUCUAUAAACUUAAAACUAAAUGCAAAAAAACCUGAGAUGACUCCUAUUUUAAAUCUGUUUUAUGUGAAAGUUUUCAUAAGCUGUAACAUUUUAA